Molecule: messenger RNA, 2220 nt
Organism: Mya arenaria
Lineage: Eukaryota; Metazoa; Mollusca; Bivalvia; Myida; Myidae
Exons: 2
Coding region: 167-1972 (601 amino acids)
Source: RefSeq, a predicted model, not a curated record
UUCUGGUGAGUUUAUUUUGUGGUUUUUAUGCGUAAAUAAAUAUAUUUUAAUAAAAAUCUAAUUAACUAAAUAGCGGUACGAGUCAUAAUCACGUAUAUAUGGUGGCUCGGAUAAGUAAACUUAAAAGAAGUUAGCAGCUGACUGUGAUAUCAAACAGACCAAAGACAUGAUUCGUGAAGUGAUAUGUGCGGCGUUAUUGGCGCUUUGCAGUGGUCAAGGCAGUCAAAUUCAAACAUUUGGUAGUAGGGGAUCAGGGUUCUCAGGCGGGUCAGCGUCUCAUUUUGGAGCGGGGCCUCCUUACUCGGGGUCAUCCGGUUCAGGAUUCGGUGCCGAGUCCGUGGGUGGGUUUGGAGGCGCAGCGUCUGGAUUCGGAGGUGAUAAUAGUAUGACAUUUCACAACGGAGGAGGAGGCUUCGACACUAGCGGCUUCGGUGCAGCUGAUGCCUCAGCUACAUCAGGUGGAUUUGGUGCAACAUCUGGUUUUGGGUCGACGAGUGGAUUUGAUCAGCCAUCAGGCAGCGGUAGUUUUGAUACAUCGUCUAGUUUUGGGUCGACGAGUGGAUUUGAUCAGCCAUCAGGCAGCGGUAGUUUUGAUACAUCGUCUAGUUUUGGGUCGACGAGUGGAUUUGAUCAGCCAACAGGCAGCGGUAGUUUUGAUACAUCGUCUAGUUUUGGGUCGACGAGUGGAUUUGAUCAGCCAACAGGCAGCGGUAGUUUUGAUGCAACAUCUGUUUUCGGGACGUCGAGUGGAUUUGAUCAGCUAACUGGUAGCGGUGGUUUUGAUGCAUCGUCUAGCUUUGGAUCGACCAGUGGUUUUGAUUCAUCGAGAGGCGGAUCAGCCACUGGACACGGCCAGCCUACUGGGUCCUCCGGCUUGGACCGCGGAAGUAAUCCGAACGAUGAGUGGAUCGGUGCAAUGGGAGGACAAAACGCUUUCCCCAUCCACGGAGGAUUCUGUGGGGGAGAAGAAUGCUCUGACGGAGGUUUGUCUGCUGGCGUUGACGACGGCAUGGGUAUGGGAACUAGGCAGGCCUUUGAAGAACGGAGGCGAACUGGUAGAAAUGAGGACAUUAGAAUGUAUGAGAUGUUCACAGGCGGUCCGGCGACUACCGGUGUUAUGGGAGCGGGAACGGGCGGAGGUACGGGAGCGGGAAUGGGCGGUGGAAUGGGGGCGGGAAUGGGAGGCGGUAUUGGAUCGGGAAUGGGAUUCGGUAUGGGAGCGGGAAUGGGCGGCGGUAUGAGAGCGGGAAUGGGCGGCGGUAUGGCAGCUGGUAUGGGGGUGGGAAUGGGCGGCGGUAUGGGAGCGGGAAUGGGUGGAGGUAUGGGAGCGGGAAUGGGCGGAGGUAUGGGAGCGGGAAUGGGCGGCGGUAUGGGAGCUGGUAUGGGGGCGGGAAUGGGCGGCGGUAUGGGAGCGGGAAUGGGCCGAGGUAUGGGAGCGGGAACUAGAGGUGGUUUUGGAGCUGGAAUGGGCGGCGGUAUGGGUGCGGGCAGGGGCGGUUUCAUGGGAGCGGGAAUGGGUGGUAGUGUUGGGGCCAGUAUGUCAACGGCACAUACGGCCACGGGUGGAUUAGGGAUGCACAUGGGCGGUGUGGGAUCCGGUAUGUACACGGGCGGUAGUGGAGCCGGUAUGACCGCGAUUGGAAGAUCCGCGGGUGGUUUAAGCGGUAUGACUGGGAUGACUAGUUCGAUGGGCACAGCUGGAAGGACCGGCAUACAUAGUGGACAUACAGCAGGUACACAUGGGACACACAGCACACACAGAACACACGGCCGUACCUCCGGAUCGACCUCAUCAAUUGGAAGGCAAUAUCUUGGACACUCACAUGGACUGAUGACAGUGAGACCGUAUUUUGGCACCCAUAGUUUGUACCGCGGAGCAAUGCUUGGCGGAUAUCGCUCCCCAGUGCUUAGCGGAUAUCGCUCCCCAUUUUCUUUUAGACCUUUGUACAGUCUUGGUCACACUCGUUAUUAACCAUAUUGAAUGGACUAGAAACUCAUGAUGGAGAUAUGCUCUUGAUGAAUUUAAGACAUUUUCAAUAGCAUACAGGUCUGUUAUUUUGUUGUACAUGUUGAACUGACUCAUUACGGAGUUAUGUUUUAUAAAAAUAUAUGUUAAUGUAAAUCCGUGUUUACAAAUAGUAUACAUCAGAUCAUUUUUGUGUUAUAUUUAUUUAUUUAUUUAUAAUACAUGCUUGUCUAGAUAAAAUUUGAAGAAAAAUA